AUGGGAGCAUGGUCAUCAAUCAACGACACUGUAUUUAAUUGCGAUUUUGUCGAAACGCACUGCAAAUCAGGCAAUGAAACCAGACGAUAUAUUCACAUGCAGAUAGCAGAGCAGAAGUCAGCAACGGAUAAGAAUCUCGACCCGCAGAGAAAUCCCGAUGUGGUGUUAAUGGUGAUUGACUCCGUGGCAUCAACGCAAUUUAUAAGAGGUCUACCGAGAACAGUGAAUUUUCUUCUGCACGGAAUGGAAGCCAUAGAGUUCCGCAAGUUCAACAAGGUUGGAUCUAAUAGCAGGCCGAAUGCGUUCCCCGCUUUGGUUGGAAAAACCACGGAAGCGAUAGUAAGAAAGCCAAUGAACUUGCCCACAAUACCAGCUGAUUUGACAUACGACCAGUACUGCAGACGUUAUCUCGAUAAUGAAUCCUACGUACCACUCAUGUACAAGAAAGCUGGAUAUAAGAUGUUCGGUGCUGAGGACUACGUGACGAGCAUUCUGAAUUAUCCAAAUUGCCUCGGAACGAAGGCACGACAGUUUCAGCAUUCGUUCAGACCAUUUCACACAAGACUUAAUAGAGACGACCAGCUGAGGAGAGUUCAUCUGCAAGGUUCUUGUCGGCUAGUGCAUGACAAUAUGUUAAACUACCUCGCGCACUUCGUUAAUUCCUACGAGGGUUCCCCGAAAUUUUCACUAACAUGGUUCGUCGAUUUGGCUCAUGACAAUACCAAACUGAUCUACCGUAGCGACUAUGAACUGUACGACUUUUUCCUGAAGAAUAGAGAUGCGCUGAACAACUCUUUCAUAUUCUUCUUUGGUGAUCAUGGGCCACGUUUCGGUUCGGAAGCUGGCACGAAAUUUGGUGUUCGCGAACAGAACAAUCCAUUCCUCUAUGUGGUACUGCCAAAGCAUUUGCGACAUAAAAAAGUUUAUCAGCAGAUGUUGAGAAACAGUCAAGAACUCGUCACUCAUCACGAUCUUCAUUCCACCCUCGAGGAUAUCCUCUAUAAUCAGCCUUCGACGAACUUCUCGGAUCUAUCGUUCAAACGGUUCGACAGUAAUCCUCGUGGUUCUUCUUUACUCCGGCAGUUCGAGAUUGGCGUCGAACGCACAUGCAAAACAUUACCAAUACCGUUUCAAUACUGCAUAUGUCAGUACAAGAAGGAGAACGUCACGUGA
This is a messenger RNA of Cooperia oncophora, 1173 nucleotides long. NCBI's taxonomy places the organism in Eukaryota, Metazoa, Nematoda, Chromadorea, Rhabditida, Trichostrongylidae. The record is from the annotation of a GenBank genome assembly.